UCGCGAUGCCAAGACGAGUGGCUACCCCGCUCGACGCUGUGCAUGAACGACGCGUCGGUCGUAGCAUUACUGUGGGCCCAUCGGCAAAGCGACUGGAACUGGAGAGAUCUUAUCCUCACAGCGAUCAACGAGCACGCGCUUCAAGCUCUGGCCUUUCUAUGUGCUCACUCGCCGCCAACGGCCUUGUCGGGUGUGCUGGACGCAGUGAGCGGCAGUAGCCCACUGUCUUUGGUCGAGGUCUUGCACGCUCGUGGAGCCGACUGCACGCACGUGGCGAUGGACAGAGCCGCAUCUGCCGGCAACUUUGACGUCGUCGUCUUUUUGCACGAGCACCGUACGGAAGGCUGCACCACCGACGCGAUGGACAGAGCCGCCACGUACGGCUACUUCAACGUCGUCGCUUUUCUUCACGAAAAUCGCUGCGAAGGCUGCACCACAGACGCACUCGACGGAGGCGUGGGCGGCGACUACCUCGAUAUCGUCCGGUUCCUCUUUGACCACCGGGACGAAGGUGCGUCCUCCGACGUCUUGGACAAGGCUGCGGCGAACGGCAACUUAAUCAUUUUUGUGUACUUGCAGCAACGUGGGCCGUUUGCGCACUCGACGGCCGCCAUCGACUUGGCCGCCAGCAACGGCCACCUCGACGUUGUCGCCUACCUCUUGGCCCACCGAGAGGACGGUGGCAGUCUGGAUAGUACCGUUCGCGGUGCACUCGAGAACGGCCACAUUGCGAUCGUCGAGCUCCUCGUCGCUGCGGGGUAUCCUCUUCCAACGGACGUUUCCCGCGUCGUACGGGCGAUGCGCCAGCCCAACGCGCUCGCUCUCUUGCAGCUCUACGUAGCCCAGGGCGUUGCGCUGCCAGGAGCGUGGACAGCUGAUGUGCACACGUUUGGCGCCAAGGACGUGUCUGCGUUUUACCGCCGCCACUCGCCGCACCACCCGCCCAACAAUUUAAGCCUCCAUUUUGAGCAUAUGACGCUGGACGAAGUGCGGACGGCGCUCGCAAAGGAAGAUUUCAAUGCAGUUGCUGCGCUCUGGGCGACGCAGCCCGAGAUGCGCCAGGACUUCUUGCUCGAGGUUAUCGUGCGCACCAACGAGUCGCUCGACGCCCUCUCGUUUCUCCUUGAAGCAGGCGUCGGGCAGCCACGGGACGUUGCACGCGCGUCCAUUCGUCGCCGGAGCUUCGCCAUGCUGCGCAUUCUCCUACCCUAUUGUCUCGACCCAAGGGAUCCUAUCGACAACCUCGUCUUCCUUAUCGAGUGGGUUCAUACGCAGUCGCACGACUUCACCGCGUCACCGCUCCUUUUGCUCAAGACCGAGAUGAUCGCUCAGGCAUAUGCGGCCAACUGCCUUGACAUCCACGUCGGCUCGGGUAUCGAGGCACUGACGGCGGAGCUAUUGGAGACGGGCGCGACAUCUUCGAUCGUGGAACCUGCGAUCGGAGGCCUCGAACAACGCGUGCUCUUCAAGUCGGGUGUCGCCGACUGGGGCCUUGCCACGCUUUUUGUGCAUUUCGCGGCCGUGGACCCUACCAAGCACGUUGCGCAGCUGCUACGGUGGCUCGAUAUGGUGACCAAUGCGGUUCUAACGACGCAUCUGCAGCACCUCCUCAACAAGACGUUUGCCGACCGCCUUGAUGUCGUCGCUGCUGCGCGAGCGGCGUCGGAUGCCCAUACGUACGCAGCGGCGUACGACGACUAUUAG
Saprolegnia diclina VS20 is the source of this 1704-nucleotide messenger RNA. RefSeq lists its product as hypothetical. The record is from RefSeq and is a predicted model, not a curated record. The transcript has a single exon. NCBI's taxonomy places the organism in Eukaryota, Oomycota, Saprolegniomycetes, Saprolegniales, Saprolegniaceae. Gene Ontology annotation, molecular function: protein binding. The coding region runs from base 43 to 1704 and encodes 553 amino acids.